Acytostelium subglobosum LB1 is the source of this 975-nucleotide messenger RNA. RefSeq lists its product as hypothetical. Bases 1 to 975 code for a protein of 324 amino acids. Gene Ontology annotation, molecular function: oxidoreductase activity. The transcript has a single exon. Lineage: Eukaryota; Evosea; Eumycetozoa; Acytosteliales; Acytosteliaceae. The record is from RefSeq and is a predicted model, not a curated record.
AUGGAAACUAUAUAUAUUUGUAUUACCUUAUUCAUUGUUGUAGCAAUCUUGUCUGUUAUCAACUAUCUCAAGAGGGUAGAGACACAUGUUCAAUGGAGGAACAAGCUAGCCAAAUUAGACGUAAAGAACAAUGGUGACAAUGAUGAGAUCAUUAAACACUUUGUGGGCUACGAGUAUCCGUUCGAGAUGUUUUUGGCGCUCAACUUUUGUUUCUACCGUACGUUCUGCUCGCCCACGAUCGCCAGUGUUUACCGCAAGACAGGCACCAUCUACAACACGCCAGACAAGAGAGCCUGUGAUACCGAUCUCCUGAUGCACAUUUGGAUGGACUAUGGACUGGACUCCACUGAGGGCAAGGCCUCCUACGAGCACCUGAACAAAAUUCAUGGACUUCACUCAUCCAAGACCAGAAACGUCGACUUUGUUUUUGUUCUCUGCUGUCUGGUGGUCGAUGCCAUACAAUUCACCAACGACUAUGGCUGGAGGAGACCAGAGGAGAAGGAGAAGCAAGCCAUGUGGGAGUUCUACCGUCGCGUUGGUCAACGUAUGCAGCUGACAAACAUCCCAGAGAAUCUACAAAAGUGCUACGAGUUUGUCGAGAGCUACACAGAGGAUAACCGUCAGGCACGUGUCACAGAGGAUGGACAGGUUCUCACCGAGGCCAUCACCAAACUUGUUUGCCAAUGGUACUACCUGUUGCCAGCAUUCGUAUGUCGCAUGGCUGUCAAAGUUGUCCUUUAUCAAAUGGGUGCCACCUUCCAGAGGAAGCUUGGACUGAGCAAGCCAUCAAUUUUUGAAAGCCUCUUGAUCAAUACUGUAUUGAUCACCCGCCGAUCAAUCCUCUGUGUCAUUCCUCCACGUUCAGUCCCCUACAAGCUCUCUGACGUCAUCAUGAACACUGACUAUGGAUGUCCUGUAUCUAAACAAACAAUUACAAAGGUUGGUCCUUUGGACAUGUUGGCCAAGAUACAAUAA